This is a messenger RNA of Myxocyprinus asiaticus (Chinese sucker), 2582 nucleotides long. RefSeq names its product solute carrier organic anion transporter family member 1C1-like. The record is from RefSeq and is a predicted model, not a curated record. The coding region runs from base 1 to 2067 and encodes 688 amino acids. Gene Ontology annotation, cellular component: membrane. Gene Ontology annotation, molecular function: protein binding. Gene Ontology annotation, biological process: transmembrane transport; sodium-independent organic anion transport. NCBI's taxonomy places the organism in Eukaryota, Metazoa, Chordata, Actinopteri, Cypriniformes, Catostomidae. The transcript has 14 exons.
AUGGCUGAGCCAACUGCAAAGGAUAAUGGUAAACCAACAAGCCUACAAGCUCUUUACACUCCAGAGAAUGAGGCCCCUAAAGACCCCUGCUGCUCUAAACUAAAGAUUUUCAUCGUAGCCCUCUCCUUCGCCUACUUCUCCAAAGCUCUGUGCGGAACCUACAUGAAGAGCACCAUUACUCAGAUUGAGAGGAGAUUUGACCUUUCCAGCUCUGUUGUUGGCCUCGUUGAUGGUGGUUUUGAGAUGGGUAACUUGCUCUUUCUGGCACUGGUCAGUCAUUUUGGAGCGAGACUGCACAGACCGCGGCUCAUAGGGAUGGGCUGCUUCCUCAUGGCCAUUGGCUCAGCUCUCACUGGACUACCACACUUCUUCAUGGGGCGGUACAAAUAUGACACAGUAACAAAAGGCUCUGUAAAUGACACUGUCAGUAUAGCUCCUUGUCAAUAUCCCAUGGUUCAAAGUGAUUACUCAAAUUUGCACAUGAAGUCUUCCAAUAACAUUGGAACAGAUUGUGUCAAGGACCCUGGAUCGAGUAUGUGGAUCUAUGUGUUCUUGGGCAAUGCACUGAGAGGAAUAGGAGAAACACCAGUGACACCGCUCGGCAUCUCUUACAUCGAUGACUUUGCAAAAGCAGAAAACUCAGCAUUUUAUAUUGCUUGCCUUCAGACAAUAACGUUACUGGGUCCCAUGUUUGGAUUCUUGCUGGGGUCCAUGUGUGCCAAACUGUAUGUGGAUAUUGGAUUUGUCAGUGUUGACAGUGUAACCAUCACCCCAAAGGAUGCACGCUGGGUAGGCGCUUGGUGGCUGGGAUACUUUGUGUCAUCUGCCAUCUUACUGUUUGCUGGUGUCCCGUUCUGGUUCCUGCCCAGGUCUUUACCCAAACAAGGCGAGGAAGCGAGGGAAAACUCUAAUGUGGAUCAGGGCAACGAGGAGCAAUCUGCCCUCCCAAACACCCACUCAGUGAAACUGGCCGACAUUGCAAAAGGAUUCUUGCCCUCUCUGAAAAGACUGCUGAGAACCCCCACAUACUUCCUGCUGCUAUGUGGGGUUGUUCUGAAGUUCAACUCUUUCAUCGGACUGCUCACCUUCAAAACGAAAUACAUGGAGCAGCAGUUUGGUCAGUCUGCCUCAAGAGCAAACUUCCUUAUUGGUGUUUUGAACCUGCCUGUGGUUGCUGUAGGAAUAUUUUUGGGCGGUUUGUUGAUGAAGAGGUACAAGUUGAGCGUGGUGGUGGGGGCGCAGCUCUCCUUCAUUACCUCCUUCAUGGCCUACCUCCUCCUCCUCCUCCAGUUUGGCACAAAGUGUGACAAUGUGCGUGUGGCCGGCCUCACUCUGUCCUACAAUGGGACUGCUGAGAUAUUGUAUGAUGAGCAUUCACUCAUCUCUCAGUGUAACCAGAACUGUUCUUGCUCAACAUCUGAAUGGGAUCCAGUGUGCUCUGACAGUGGCAUUACAUAUGUGUCACCAUGCUUGGCAGGAUGCACGGGCUCCUCUGGACAUGGCAAAAAUAUGGUUUUCCACAACUGUAGCUGUGUCUUGACACCCUCACCAGUAGAGGGCAGUAGGUCUGUUUCUCUAGGCCAGUGUCCCAGAGGGCCCGAAUGCACCCGAAGUUUCACCUUCUACAUGGCAGUCUCUGUCCUCAGCUCCUUCAUCAACUCUCUGGGCACAACCCCUGGAUACAUGGUCGUUAUACGAUGCAUUACACCUGAGCUGAAGUCACUGGCCUUGGGCGUUCAAACACUUGUGAUGCGAACGCUAGGUGGUAUACCUGCUCCAAUGUAUUUUGGAGCUCUUAUCGACUCAACAUGUUUGAAAUGGGGAAUGAAAAGAUGUGGAGGCCGAGGGGCCUGUCGUAUGUAUGACUCAGAUAUGUACAGAGUCAUAUUCCUGGGCCUCAUCACAUGUUUGAGUGGCUGUUCCUACUUCUUUGUCAUUGCUGUCAUUAUGCGCCUAAGAAAGCAGUUUAGAAAAGAGGAGAUCAAAGUACUAGAGCAAACAACUGGCAAGCAUAUUGAGAUUGAGCUUCAAGCCCCAGAAAUGUGCAACCCUGACAGACAGAUCUAAAACUGACUCCAGUCUCAGAGAAAAGACAACAGAGACAACCAGCUUAGAAGGCUAAAGAGGAGCUAUCACUCUCUGUUGCUCAUUCAGGGAAUUCAAGAAGCAGUAAUGGCAGAUUAAUAGGUAAACUGAACACCUCAUGGAGAGGAGUGCAACCAACCAAUCAAUGACCGGGACAGCAGGCCAUAAGAAACCAGAAGGGCCAUAGGAGCCCACCCCAUCUCUACAGUACUGUUCUAUGAUUCAGAGUUUGUAAAUACAUUUAAAACAAGAACUGAAAAGAACUCUGAUUCAUGGCUUUGUACUUCAAAUGACAUAAUCCUUCAACCUGUUACUUUCCCUACAUUUUAGCGAAAUUAUUUUAAUGUGACUUGUACGUAUCGUGGCAUUUUUCUGGUGAAAUAAACACUAGAGGCUAAAACAACAAUUUGUAUUUCCUUUACCACAAAUUAUAUGUAAAACGGCAGCUUAUAGGUUCAUAAACACUUUUUUUUCACACUGUUCCUCACACAAUGCUA